Molecule: messenger RNA, 741 nt
Organism: Botrytis deweyae
Lineage: Eukaryota; Fungi; Ascomycota; Leotiomycetes; Helotiales; Sclerotiniaceae
Exons: 1
Coding region: 1-741 (246 amino acids)
Source: RefSeq, a predicted model, not a curated record
AUGUCAUACUCGUGGAAUAACGCAACUGCCAUCGCAGGAAGAACAAGCCAGGCAUCUGGAGACAACUCCAGCAUCUUGCACACCAUGCUCGUCACAUUGGGCGCCUUGAUUGUUUUCGGAAUACUGGAUAACAUCAAUCCAUUGUGGAACACAUUGGGUCUCCAAUUACGUCAGGAGAGUUACGAACCUCUAGAGCCUCAGGAAUAUAUCACAAUUGAGAGUGAUCAAGAGGCUUCAGAUGAAAUCACACUCCCCAUGAUGCCACCGAAAGUACCCAGAAGAAAUACCAGGGGAAGAGGCUGCAAGAAGGCUCGGGAUGAAGAGCCCCCCAUGACACCAACAACACUGAGAAGAAGCAGCAGGGUUAGAGAAAGAGAAGCCAGAAAUGGACUUCUUACCCCUGUGUCGACUCCGACAACACCGAUGAGAAGUGCCAAGGCCAAGGGCAAAGGCAAGACGAAGAGCCUCAAGAACAAAUCUAUUGAUGAUUUUUUCGAGCCAGUUCCAAAUUCAACGGGCCAGAAGAAAGUGAUCAAGGGUAGAGAAAAGCAAAUCGUGCUUGACGAAUAUGAGGCUUUCAUGAAUGAGCCCGAGGAGGAGAAAAAAGUUAAGAAGUCAUCAGAAGAUGAUUUCGAUUAUGAGGGAUAUUCCACCCCAUGGACUGCGACACAGCGAAAGAAUGUCAGCAAGGGGAAGUUCGGAAAGACCCCAAAAGGAAAAGCGCAGAAGGGCAAAGCUUAG